CGCCCAGUUGCAACGCUGGACGGUGACGUUAGCAGAUCUGAUGUUUAAGCUUUAUGGCUGUUAGCUGGCCUAGGAGCGCCACACUCUUGAACAACAAAAUACAAGGGGAACUUUGUGGAAAUGUCGACAUUAAGACAUUAAAAGGAGAAACAUCGGGUUUUAUUCGGAUUCACACUCACUGGCUUUAAAACCGCCACCUGAAGGCCUGUUUUGAAAGGAAAUCCCCGGACUGAACUGCAACUCCAGGCCGGUCUGAGAGGACAUGACACCGGAGCGCAAGCUGCUUAUAUCUCUCCUGUCUUUGCUUGUUUUACCCGUAAAACAAACGGCAAGUGCCUGAACCAAGCCCAAUAGACUUUUAUAAAGUAUGACACUAGCAAACUAACAUGGAAUAUGUGUAAAAACAGAUCGAGGGGUUAAGGUAUUUGGAGUGUUAGCAUACGGUAGUUGGUGCUGAUAAGCAGGUAGAAACUCACAAGUGAUAAAUUAUGUCUUAAAACUAUAAAAGGAGAAGUUGUCAGAGCAAAUAAUCAUAGUGAUAUUUUGUCAGUUUCAGCAACAAAGCCAUAAUUUUGUUUUUUAUUGAAAAAUCAAACAAAAUUGAUAGUAUUCUAAAGCAUUUUGUAUGUAAGACCAAAUCAUAUGUAUUAUUUUUUUACUGCAACUGAAAUAUACAGUAUUGAUUUGUUUCUUGAGUGAGGGAAAGUCCUAGUUAUUUCAUCAUAAGUGUUGCAAUCACCUGUAAGAUCGGCUUGAGGUAACAUUGUGUCAUUCCUCUCAACAAUCUUCAUCAAAGGCACUCUCCCAUUUUUUUAAGUUGUGCAGCAUGUUGUCGAAACACUUUUGAUGAGGUCACUCCACUGUUGCUUGCUGAUGUCUGGGUCUGAUCUCAUGGUUGUGUCCCCGCGGCCCUGUUGACGCUAACUACUGAUUUCUUGGGGUUGUUACUUCCAUAAGUUUUACGACUGAGGACUUGAAUCCAUCAGGAUGAACCGUUACCUGCCUGUUGCACGGCAGCACUUCUUGAGUGCACUCGCAAGCACAAGUGUGGUGGUUAAGUCCAUCUGUGCCAUAGUGAUUCUGUUGUACCUGCUCUCCUGGGCUGCUAACACCCCUUACCUGCUUGGUGUCACACCUGGUUUCCUUUUCCCACCAAACUUCUGGAUUUGGACGCUUCUGUCCCAUGCAGUGGUAGAGCAGCAUCUUUUUGGCAUGGCAGUGAACAUUGGUACAGUCAUGGUAGCCGGGCGACUAUUGGAGCCACUAUGGGGUGCGUUGGAGCUGCUAAUCUUCUUCACGGUGGUAAAUGUAGCAGCUGGUCUCCUCUCUGGACUCUCCUACCUUCUCACCUAUGCGGCAACCUUUGACUUGGACUACCUGUUUGCUGUGAGGGUGUAUGGUGCACCUGCUUUUCUCGGAGGUGUUCUUGUAGCACUGAAGCAGACUGCAGGUGAUACCACAGUGCUUCGAGUGCCACAAGUACGCUUGAAAGCUGCACCAGCGCUAGCUCUACUAGCAAUAGCCAUCCUGCGGCUAGCGGGGCUGCUGGACACUUCAGCGCCACUAGCGGCAUGUGGCUACGGAGCUCUUUCGGGGUGGGUUUACCUGCGCUUCUACCAGAGGCACUCAAGGGGGCGUGGCGACAUGUCAGACCACUUUGCUUUUGCCUCCUUCUUCCCUGAGGCAUUGCAACCAGCUGUUGGGUUUGCAGCGGGGCUGGUGCAUACUGUAUUGGUGAAGAUAAAAGUUUGUCGUAAGAUGGUGAAGCGCUAUGAUGUUGGGGCUCCUUCUUCGAUUACAAUUAGCCUGCCAGGCACAGACCCACAAGAUGCAGAGAGGCGGAGGCAACUGGCAUUGAAAGCUCUUAAUGAGCGUCUGAAACGUGUGGAAGACCAGUCGGCUUGGCCAAGCAUGGAAGAUGAGGAGGAUGAUGAAGAUGAAGAGGUUCGGACAGACACUCCUCUCCUUUCAUCCCGUGAGACUUUUCCACCAGCAUCCACUUCUCAAAAUCCCACGGGACAACAGGAGUCCAGCAUCAUAAGCUUUGAAGAUGCACCGACCCAUUCCUAACCCACACACACUGUAAACCUAUUGUCUUGCAGUUAAAUUUAUCUUUACAAUCACAAAUGCUACUGGAGCUGUGACACACACACACACACACACACAUUAUCCAGGUAAUGUUUUACACACCUAAACAAGAGCUGCCACUAAAGGAAUACAUUAUCUAAAAGGAAAAUGAAAUAAAUAACAUUUUACACAGUUUUUCAGCUGUUCAAAAAAUAACCCUUUGAAUAGCCUGAAACAUAAUAUCUGCAGCGCUCCAGUUGCUUUGUAAAAACAAAAAUAUCUUCUCUCUUAUGGCCUCUUGUGUAAGGUUUCUGGGAUGUAUCUUUUCUAAAUAAAUGCUCAAAUGGUUGUUGGGAUUAUUUUUUAUUUUAUUUGAAACUGACUCUGUUGCCGCCUCUAUGUUUUGUUUGGUUAAGACCUUGCAUCCGGAUAAGGUAAAAAUCCUGGUGUUGACUGAGCAGAAGAUAGGAUAAACAACAGGUUUUUUUUGCUGUUUACUGAUAUAACUGCAUCAAAAGAACACAUGGAAAUUCAAGGGCUGGAUUUCCAAAGGCGAAGAAUGUUUAUACAAAUUGUGGGACUUUUCAAAGUACACUUGAUCAAAGGUUGUGUUCUAAUUGACCAGGGUAUGACCCUGCAAUUCCUGUUUUCUGUCAAAAAGUGGAUGCAGAGAGGGGAGAGUCGAAUAGUCAUUUCAAAAAUAUUUUUGUUCAGAAGUUUGAAAUGAUAAUAGCAAUACAGAAUCUGAUUUGGUUCCCUGUUGUACCCUUUUUCUCUGUACUUAAUCUGUCUAUAAUUGUUGGAUUUGAUAAGAGUGUUGCACUCUAAAUUCUAAGCUUACAUAAUGGACCUGUUUUUAUAAAACACAGAUUGUCUACACAGUGUGAUUUGAGUUUCAUUUAAUGCAGAUUAUGACUUAAGACCAGCAAUUUCUCUGGUUGCCUUUUGUUUUUUGAGUACAGUUGCUCGAUUUUUCACAAAAACUAAUUCUUUGGGGUUUUUACAAGCAUUUGUUAUACUUUUGUUUUGGUUCCUAGGUGUCAGCCUUGAUGUUUCUCUCUCCCUCUCGUUUUUUGAUCAAUGUUAAACUCGGUUCCUGGAGGGCCACAGCCCUGCAGAGUUUGGCUCCAGCCUUGUACUAACAUGUCUCCUUGUAACAUUUAGGCACUCCUGAAGACCUUAAUUAGCUGCUUCAGGUGUGUUUAAUUGGGGUUAUAGCUAAACUCUGCUGGACUGCGGCCCUCCAGGAACUGAGUUUGACACUUGUGGACUAAAUGAAGAACACACCUGUCCCAGAGCACCUUGGUUUUAAGCAAAUUAUCAGUGUUUUAUUCAUGUUAAUCAUUAUUAAUUAGCAUGUCUUUUUAUUUUAUUUUUUUUAGCAAGAAGGGAGUACAAGGAUUAUCCAUGGGGUUAUAUGCAACCUUGUAGUGAAUUAAGCAAUAUCAUUAAUGCUCUGCUCUGUCCUUCCUGCAGUUUAGUGUCAGCUGCUCUCGCCCUCUCUGACACACACACAGCUCUAUACUUUAUAUAAAUAUAUAUGGUAUACAAAAAGUUGCAAGGCUAAAAAAAAAACACAUCCAAAAACUGCAAAUUUUUUUAAAUUAAGUUCUGCUUCAAUAUUAAAAUUCUCUCAAUUUACCCAGCCUCAUGCCAUCCCAGAUGUGUAUGACUUUCUUCUGCAGAACACAAAUUUUGAUUUUCUUUUAAGAAUAUUAAGAAUGUAGAUAUCCAUACAAUGCGAGUGAAUGGGUGCCAAACUUUUGAUGCUCCAAAAAGCACAUAAUGACAUAAAGUAGUCUAUACUCCAGUGUUUUAAUCCAUAUCUUCAGAAGUGAUAUGAUGGGUGUGGGUGAGAAACAGAUAGAUAUUUAAGAUAGAUAGGUCUUUUUUGCUUAAAAUUCUUCUCCCUGCCCAGUAGGGGGCAGUAUGCAUGAAGAAUGUGAAUUAUCAAAAACACAAGAAGAAGAAUGUGAAAGUGUUCUGUUGGCAGUCACUUAUUUCCAGGGGUUUCAGUACAGCGUAAAAAUGUGACGUGGUAGUGUAGGCGUUCUCCUAAUUCAAAAUUUGCAUAGGUCACCGAUCAUGCGCACUAAAAGUGAAUGAUGAUGAUAACCCACAUCGCUAACGGUUGAAUUAUUUUCCUUUUUUGCCGCUAAUAGAAACUGAUGUUGAAAUUUAAUAUGUCAGUUUGGCAAAGUAGAUUAAUCCAAAAUCACACCCUAAAUUAUGUAAAUAUUAAUGUACCAAUAGUAUCAAUGUAAACAAUCUGAAGCCCGCGAUGAAAAUAUGAAACGCCCGCGGAAAGAAGGCACUAUAAUGCGCAUGUGCGCUGACCUGAAAUUUGUUUUAUGUCAUGGCCACGCCCCUUGUGCGUCGCUGUACUGAAACCCCUGUACUUUAGUGAAUGCCGUGUUCUGUUUCUCACCCACACCUACCAUAUGACUUCUGAAGAUAUUGAUUUAACCACUGGAGUCUUAUGGAUUACUUUUAUGCUGAACUAUGUGAUUUUUGGAGCACCCGUUAACUUGCAUUGUAUGGCCAAUAGAGCUGAGAAUUUCUUCUAAAACUCUUAAUUUGUGUUCUGCAGAAAAAAGCUAAUCAUACACAUCUGGGAUGGCAUAAGGGUGAGUAAAUAAUGAGAGAAUUUUCAUUUUGGGGUGAGCUAUUUCUUUAAUUACAACACAUUUAUGGUUCCCAUGGUAAUGGAAAACCUUAAACAAUAUAAGGAUUAAAAUAGCUAUAUGUUUUUUUCAGACAUGAAAUUCAUGGAAAUUAAUACAGUCUUUAAAAAAGUAAUAGAAAUUUAUUUUCUGAACAUAAAUAUUUGUAGUGUUACACAGCUCUAUUUUCAUCAACUAGAAAAUGCUCUUUGUGAGUCUAAUAAUUAAAAAAAUGUUUAUCCAUUAAUUACAAACAACUGGAAAAGUUAUAUAAAUACAUUAAUCAAAAGGUGUGGGAUCCUUGAUUUAGGGUUUCUUUUCUUCAGAAUUGUAUUGAACAAAGACUGAGGCUCUACAUGUUGUUUAAGUUGUGUUCUUCUGUACUUUAGAGCUUUACUGUGUUACUUUAGAAAUGGAGGCCUGGAUAACAGAACAAACCACAAUUUAAUCCUUAUAUCCUUACUACAAAUAAAGAGAAAAACAUCAACCAGCCUGAAAAAUUAAACUGAAGUCUGAUACUUAAUUUAACAAUCAGUGUGCCCUUUGUGUCUGGAUGAGUCCGUUUUUCUAUUGAACAGUCUGUACCUAAAUUUAAUUAGUCAAAUUAACUCAAAUUGAAAAAACAACAACAACAACUCACCGGUUGUAACAGGUGCAGUGGCGUCUAGGGUCAUUAUUUAGAGUGGGGCUUAAACAAUCACUUAACAAUUAUUUGACCGAUCUUUAAACAUUGACGAAUAAUUCCAAAUUCUGUCUGUCAUUUUGACAGAUAAAAAAGAAACAAGAAAAACAAUUUAACAUAGUGCAUCAGUUUUGACUUCACUCUUUGUCCCUCACAUUCCCACUACUUAUGUGCCCUGUUUAUUCCCUGGUAUUAAUAUGCAUAUUAGAUGUGUAUAAAUUUAAACCUGAUAAUAUGUGUCUUUUUUUGUGUUUGGAAUUUGAGUAGAGGGUAUC
This is a messenger RNA of Xyrauchen texanus (razorback sucker), 5687 nucleotides long. Its product is annotated as transmembrane protein 115-like. The transcript is spliced from 2 exons. Gene Ontology annotation, cellular component: membrane; Golgi apparatus. Bases 988 to 2070 code for a protein of 360 amino acids. Gene Ontology annotation, biological process: retrograde vesicle-mediated transport, Golgi to endoplasmic reticulum. The record is from RefSeq and is a predicted model, not a curated record. Lineage: Eukaryota; Metazoa; Chordata; Actinopteri; Cypriniformes; Catostomidae.